Messenger RNA from Saccostrea echinata, 902 nucleotides. RefSeq names its product mpv17-like protein 2. Gene Ontology annotation, biological process: mitochondrial ribosome assembly. The transcript is spliced from 5 exons. Gene Ontology annotation, cellular component: cytoplasm; membrane. The record is from RefSeq and is a predicted model, not a curated record. Bases 77 to 664 code for a protein of 195 amino acids. Lineage: Eukaryota; Metazoa; Mollusca; Bivalvia; Ostreida; Ostreidae.
GCAAUUGCAUGUGUUAUUCAACUUGAAAGUUGGAUCCGUUUUCAAUGACCCAUUUGUUUCCCUGCUUACACAGACGAUGGGUCUCCGUGUAUCAAAGUUAAAGAAAGCCAUUGUAGAUGACCAUCUUCUCCUAAUGAAUAUUUUGACGACUGGUGGUUUGCUAGCUAUGGGAGAUGUGCUGACACAGACUAUGGAGAUUAGUAUGGAUAAGGAGAAUAAACAGAAAUUCAGUUGGUAUCGAACAGAGCGGAUGCUGGCAGUAGGUUUGGCUUUGGGUCCAUUUGCUCAUUUAUGGUACAGCAAGAUUGUGGACAAAUUAGUACCUGGGGUAGCCACCACUCAGACAGCUGUUAAAAAAAUUCUAGCUGAUCAGCUUAUAGCCGGACCAUUCUUCUGUAGUGCUUUUUUCUUUGGAAUGGGAAUGUUGGAAGGAAAAGGGGGACAAGGGGCUAUUGCUGAGGUUAAAGAAAAGUUCCUACCAGUGUACAUGAUUGAUUGGUGUGUAUGGCCACCAGCUCAGUUUAUCAACUUUCGAUUUCUUCCUGUUGAAUUCCGUGUAAUAUAUGUGGCCUGUAUCACACUCUGCUGGAACACAUUUUUAUCAUAUUACAAGCAUAUGGAUUCACAUAAGAUUGAGGAAAAACAAGAAAAAGUCACAAGCUGAUGAUCAAUUUUUCAUAGGGAGUGAGAGACUUGUAUUAGUCAGAGUUUAUUUUAUUAGUCAACUAUUGUUAUGAGAUUUUCAUUUUAAGAUAUAUUGUGUUUAUUAUACAUGUACUUGUCUGUUCAGCAUAGGCUCCAGUCAGCGAUUAUUUUUAUAACAAGUUUUCUUCUCAUUCGUGUAUUUAUUUACAUGUCUUUAUAAUCUCCCAUUUAAGUUUUUUAAAUCUUUUUUUUUUCAA